AUGGGUCUGCCCAUCUUCCCAAAAGAUAUUUUUUCCAUUCCCAGUUUGAAGUCCUUAUCCCUUUCAGACAAUCAGAUCAAAGUAAUCCCAAAGGAGAUUGGCAUGCUCACGGCCCUUUUUCAAUUGCGAUUGAAUGGCAAUCAAUUGUCCAGUUUACCAUCAGAGAUGGGAAAUCUAACAAACUUGCAAACUUUAUGGGUUCAGAACAACAAAUUCGUUGAUGUUCCGAGUGAGAUCCAAACCCUGACGGGGCUCACUGCACUUUCCAUAAGUGGCAACAAAUUUUCUUACCUUCCUUCUUUCUUUUGUGAUAUGACUUCCCUCAAGGAUCUGCAUCUAUGGCUGUCCUUCAACCAGUUGAAAAAGCUGCCCCAAGCAAUCGGUCAACUUGCUGGCUUGAUCCGCCUAAACGUGGAGAACAAUCAAAUUAGUUCCUUACCGCCUCAAAUAGGACAAUUGACGACUCUGAGGGAAUUAUGGGCCAAUGACAAUGCAAUAACACAAAUCCCUCCAGUCAUUGGUUUGCUUGUUGAGCUACGUGAAGUUCGACUAUCCAAUAACUCUCUUUCUAAUUUACCAAACGAAGUUUGUCAGCUUGGGGAACUCAAACAAUUGCGAAUUUCAAACAAUCAAAUCAGAGCAUUGCCAAAUAACUUUCACCUCUUGACGUCUUUGACGGAAUUAUCGCUUUCUGGAAAUCCUAUCACAGCAUUACCUGUGAACAUUGGAAUCUUCACUGAAUUAAAGAAUUUGGACCUUGAGAGUAACCAGUUGAAAACUCUCCCCGCAGCAAUCGGCCAACUCACAAAGCUUCAGACGUUGCACCUACAGUCAAAUAACCUUCACGACUUACCGAAUUCGAUUCGAAAGCUGAAGAAUUUAGAAGAAUUGUGUUUACAUGACAACCAGUUGGAAAGUCUCCCGUCUGGCCUUUGGACGUUGAACAAUCUCAAAACAAUAAGCCUCGAGAACAAUCAAUUGCGAAGGAUUCCUCCAGAGAUUGCUGGGAUGGCCUAUUUGUCGAGGCUGCAAGUAGCUUAUAAUCAGUUGACGAGCUUGCCAACGAAUAUCGGUUUGUUACCUGCCCUCUCGCGUUUGAAUCUGGAAGGCAAUCAGUUGAGCCUUUUGUCUCCUGCCAUCGGAAUGUUGACUUUGCUGGAAGCUUUGAAGGUGGACUUCAAUAUGAUCCAAAUUCUUCCGCCAGAAAUUGGCAACCUGAGAAACCUUGAAGAUCUGAGUAUCUGCAACAAUCAGGUCAAGACCCUUCCGCCUGAGCUCUUCAAAUUAACUAAACUGCGGCGUUUGGCGAUCUCAAAUAACAGUUUAAAUUCCAUUUCUGGAGAGAUUUCGCUUCUGACAGGUUUGCAAAGUUUGGUGACAACGGGAAACCGCAUUCGGAUUCUUCCUCCUUCACUGGGGCUUCUCACGAAUCUAACUGAAUUGUACCUACAUGAUAAUUCCUUGACUCACUUUCCCGAGGAAGUAGGGACGAUGUAUUCUUUGAAAACAAUUACUCUGAACAAUAAUAAGCUCAAGGAAAUCAGCGCAGGUUUCAUGAGAGUCACCUCUUUGACAUCCAUGCAAUUAGCGGACAACAAAAUUCAAAUUGUGCCUACCUGGAUGUGGAAAGUCAGCAAAUUGUCAAGCCUAAAUUUGGACGGAAAUCCUUUGUCAUCUCCGCCAGAGAGGAUACUUGAG
This is a messenger RNA of Guillardia theta CCMP2712, 1698 nucleotides long. RefSeq lists its product as hypothetical. The transcript is spliced from 6 exons. The annotation marks the transcript as partial. Lineage: Eukaryota; Cryptophyceae; Pyrenomonadales; Geminigeraceae. Gene Ontology annotation, molecular function: protein binding. The record is from RefSeq and is a predicted model, not a curated record.